AUGGCCUCGGAACGGUUUGACAAGGGUCGGAUCUUUCCUCAAGCUUUUGAAAGACCGGGAUCGGAUAUUAGAAGAAUGGGAUACCUCAAGAAACUUAAGACCAACAAAAAGAAAUUUUUUGUGCUGCGGUCGACUAGCAGCAGUGGACCUGCUAGACUGGAAUAUUAUGAUUCCGAGAAAAAGUUCCGCAAUGGACAACUUCCAAAGCGCGCUAUACAACUGCACACACUUCUGAACAUCAACAAGAAGUAUGACAGUAAGCAUAAAUAUGCCAUUGCCCUGUACACCAAAGAUGAUUGUUUUUCUGUGAUGGCGGACGAUGAGAAUGAGCAGGAGGACUGGUACGAGUUGCUGCUGGACUACCAGUGUGAAUACCUGAGAGAAGGGGACAAUAAGAGGGAACACUAUGAGCAUGUGUGGCAGGUGACCAUCCAGCAGAAAGGCCUUGGGACUGUGAAGACUCUGAAGGGCAACUUCCGCCUCUGUCUGUCCAAGCAGAGCAUCAGUCUUUUCAGGAUUAACUCCGACAAACCACAGGUGUCUUUCCAGCUGGCCACAGUACGGUCGCUGGCUCACCAUGACAAUCUGUUCCGUAUGGAGGUAGGGAGCUGGGCGCCAACCGGUGCCGGGGAGCUCUGGAUGCAUGUUGAAGACUCAGUCAUAGCACAGAGCAUGCAUGAAGCUAUACUGAAAUGUAUGAAGGAAGCCACUGCCAAUAGCAGUUUUGAUGAGUCUGACAGUGGCCGCUUUGAAAAGCGAUCGGAAAGUAUAGCUUACCGCAACCGACCACAUAGUCAGGACUUCCGACCUCGCACUGUCAGUGAAAGUCACACACAGAGUCCUCGUAGAGUUCGAGUUAAGCAGAUUGAUGACCAUCCAAGGCCUGUGUCAACAGUCUAUCCAACCAAUCGCUCAACCUCACUGCCAGCAGACACUAUUUCCCCAGGAACUAGUCCACUAAUGCACCUAGACAUGCACCUGGGCCCCACCGGUUCCGGUCCGACAGUGCCGAGUCCCGGGCAUCUCGCUCCAGUAUGCUGGCAGGGGCAGAGGACCUCAGUCCAAUGGUUCUUACCACCAUCAUAUGCUGGGACGAUGUCGGAACAUUCUCCCCAGGUGAUUGAUGAGGAGGAUGACAGCUACUUCGAGCAGGACUUCAGUUCUCAUGACUUCACAUCAGUCUCCUCCUCCCCAGCUGAAGUUAAAACUCCUCUAGAAGAAGAUGCUGGCCAGGCAAGCCCAUAUAUGGACAUGCGUCCGGGGAAUACCACCCCUCCCACAGCUACUAGUGGGGGAGGCUAUGUGGCCAUGAACCUGGGCACACCCCAGUCAGCUCCUCAUGAUGUGAGCACAGCCAGUGCGGAGGUCGACGCCUAUAUGACAAUGGGGCCUGGGAGGACAGUGUCGGAACCUAUACCCAUCAAGUCAGGGGUGCCCACCACCAGUAGUAGUGGGCCUAAUGUUGGGGGUGGCACUGGCUACAUGGACAUGAGCCACAGCUCCCAUCUCCCCACAGUCAGGGAGGGCGGCAGUAAUGAAGGCUAUCUCCCUAUGACCCCGAACAGUGGACAAAGUCCCAUAGACAGUAGCCAUCUACGUCCUGAGCCGGCUGUGUACAUGUUGUCAGAUGAUGCCAGUGAGUUCCCUAAGAGGACAUACUCGCUGGGCAGCAGACCACCUACAAAGCCAGGUGCAAGGAUCCCAAACAUACAUGACCCUGUCCCUAUCAAGCGCGGAAUCUUAGAUAAUGAUGGCCGAAGUUGUAGUGCACCUCACCUCAUCACUCACCGAGGUCGAAGUCUAAAUGUGGAAUCUCCCACGCCUAGUGCCAGCCCUCUUAGUAUGUCAUAUAAAUCGGAGUCAUCUUACAGAUCCGAUGACUCCGAUUCCUUUAUGGAGUUGGACUUCCACCGACCUCGUACUGCCAGUGACAGUCAUGGCUACCGCCCCAGAGCAUCCAGUUUUGGCAAGUCCCCCAUGCAGUCACUUCAAGGUCAUCGACCCCGGUCAUCUAGCUACGGGCAGAGUGCUCGGACAUACAAGCUGAAACAUGGAGCAAGACUGGGAUCUUAUGAAUCUGUGAGAACCACAUCCCAAGAGCUGCUACAUAAAUCAUCUGUAGAUUCAUUGAGUCAUCGUAGUUCUCGAGAUUCCCUUAGGGUAUCGUCAAAUGAAUCACUGAGGAAGUUGUCUGAGGAACUGAGAACAAAGACACACUUGUUGAACACCGACUACAUUGACAUGUCGGUGGAGAAGCGUAAGACUCCCUCCCCUCAGCCUCCAAACCGAGGGCGGGAGAAUGGAUACAUGGACAUGACCCUGGGUAGUCGCACAAACUCCCCAAGUAGGAGUAAGUCUUCACAUGACUCGGGUAACACCAGUAAGUCGCAGAGCUCGGAGAAGCUUCAUGUCCAGGGGCAUUCAGAGGACACUUACAUCAAUGUGGAACCUUCUGAAUUGACCUCUUCAUCUUCAUCAGGGUCUGCCUAUAUGAAUUUAGACCUUCAAGAUCAAGGUCAUCAUGCUCGGCAUUCAGGUUCUGUUCAAGGUCAGUGUCGGUCGGAUAUCAAAGCCUCUGAAAAAUUAAAACAGACAGUUGAAAGCCCAGAUUCCUAUGUCAUGUAUGAACCGAGCGUGAAGGGUGGGCAUGCUGUUGAUGAGAGUCAUCAGCCAGUGACAUUGAGACAUGGAAGUGGAAGUACAGACUCCCUAAAGAAGAAGUCCAGACAGUCAGGAAGUCAGGAGAAAAGCAAAAGUAGAGAUCACCGACGUAAAAGUGGGGCAUCUUCGAAGAGGAAGUCUCACAUUGAUGAAGCUAAAGAUGUUCAUGUAACCAAGGUAUUACAGUCAUCCCAUGUGACCAUAAGAGACUCUGCUGCUGCUCCUGCUGCUGCUGCCGCCGCUGGUGAUGAGUACGUAGAGUUUGCUCCAGUAGGACAAACUGCUAAGGGAGCUCAUUCAGGCUCAAAGACAGACCGAUCCAGAAGUGAGCCUAUACGUGCUGAAUCAGAAUAUGUAGGCUUUGAACCAGGGAAUGUGGGCCCUGGUUCAGGAUUCUCUAAACCCCAAAAAAUGAAAUCAUUCUUUUCUUCUGGGAUAAAAUAUGAAAAAGAGACACCAAAAUCUGCCUCAGGAGAUUCACGGGUAACAACAUCUCAAAGUGGUCUUGCUUCAUCCAAAUCUGCGAAAACACAAGAAAGUGACUAUGUGUUGAGUUCUCCGAUAGGGAACACUCCUAGUAUAUCUAAAGGGGGAAACAAUCAGAGUGACUAUGUACUCAGUUCUCCUUUAAAAGUAGUGCACCCCCCACCUCAGGGAAGGGGGAUGCCAGUGACUACAUGGUUAACGAAGGCCUCAGAAUGUUCAGCUGAUGCUGCAGCUGCUCAGAAGAAAUGUUCCACUAUAGUCCCACAAUCUGCCAGUAGCGGAUAUUGUAACUUACAAAUUUCUCAGAGAACAAUGGCAUGUCAUGAAGGCACAUCCGUGGAUCCUCCGGUGUCUGAUACCAACAAACAGACUCCUGAGACUGUGGGAGAAACGUGCAGAGGUGUUGAACAUAGUGGAGUCAGAGAAACAGUAAAUCCUCAGGCCAGAGUAGAGACUGUGAAGUCCCCAUCAACAAAAAGGCAGGAAGUUGGAGGGAUGAGAGCCAAGCAUUAUUCAGGAAGUGCUGCUUCUGCUUCUUCAGCGCCUGCUAAGACUACAGGCAUGUCAGGUGGUGAAGGUGAACACAAGGUGAAGGAUGGUCAAUACCUAGAAGAACCAAAUGCCAAGACCUUGACCCGCCCCGGAAGUACACCAUCCAUGCUGACCAUGGAUGAGACUCAGUCCAAACCUGCUGCUACUGGAGCCACACUCAGUGUUGAUCCAAAUCCUCGUAGUCGACACAGCAUCAGUGAUCUUAGUGCGUAUGAGCAGAUGACGUUCACUAGCAACAUGCUGUCGUCACAACAACACUCAUCUAGUAACACACUGUCGUCACAACAAAACUCUUCUGGUAACACGCUGUCGUCGUCACAGCAAUUGGCAACCAGCAGUGAAAAGGUGCUGAAUUAUGCCUCCCUAGAUCUCGGGUCCUCCGAGGCUGUGGGUGACAGUGACACUAGCUUGCGGUCACCACGGACAAAAAGUCGCCAUUGUUCUGCUGCUGACGAUAAGGGGGAGCCACCUCUUUCUUAUGCUCAGAUAGACUUCGAGAAAUCAGAGACUCUGAAAGCUGCAGCUGGAAACAAAGAUGUUAAGUUUACAUUAUGAGCUGUUACAUUGUUUAUUGAUGCAGGAGUCUUUUUUGUCUUCAUAUUAGAAGCCAGUGUCAUUUAAAUCAAAUCUUAGUGGUUGCUACCACAGCACAAAGAUCAAAGGACAUACCAUUACAGAUUAAGUCAGAACAACCUUUCGUGAACUUUGACUUGCUAAUGAAAUGAUUGACAAGAAGUCGAUAUGAGCCAUUCAGAAACAACUUUCUAGAAUUUUAAAGUUUGCAAUUCAAAAUUUUAAAUCUGCACAAAUGAAUAUGCUGAAAUGUGUACCAGAUGUCCGAGAUUUUUAGGCUUCCCACAGACUGGUAAGUCUCAUCCGUUUGAAAUGAUUAUUCCACUGUAGGGAGAAACAAACAAUGAUUUUAUGUUCUGAAUACCCUGAUACACAUUCCAACUGUCACUUGCCCCAACUGGUGAGCGACACUGUGAUUAGUGAUGAAAGGUCAAUCUAAGGAUGUCCUCCGAUCUUUGUCUAGCCAUAGCAACACUCAAGAUCAGACUUUUAUGAAAUUGUAUUAGAAUUUAUCUUCAGUGGGAUGCUCUCUCACAAUGACAAAUUGUUGGCUACCUAGGAGAAGCAAGUUCAACAUAUCCUGUCAUCUGGAUGCUGUGUUUGGUGUGAAUGUGUGCUGAUGUUACUGAUUCUAAUGCUUUUGUAAUGUGGCUCAUGUUGGUAGGACCAUGGCCAGCUCUUCUGUAUCACCAGAGUGUUGACGAGAUCUCCUGUAUAUGUGGCCGGUAUGACAGUGCAGGGAAUUUAUAUAUAUUAAAUCUAUUCAUUUAGUUAUUUAAAUAUAUCUUAAACUGCAAUAUAUUGCUGAGUAACCUCAUUUUUCUUAUUAUUAUGUGCCCUUGAACUCUGAGAUUGAUGUCAGCGUCAAAGCACAUAGAAAUUGCAUGUUUCUAUAGUCUCUCCUGAGAAUGAACUGUUCAUAUCAAAUAUGUUGACAGUAGACACUAUUGUACUAUGAUAACUCACAUGGCCAAAGAGGUUGUGUGGAUUUGUGUCGUGAUGAGUGAUCCAUUGAUUUUACCUGAGGUUAUCUUCCCUUGAAACACAGUGAGCUAAAAAUUUGCAGAGAUCUUUAGAUUGUAAUUUGAUGCUGGCCCAAAUCACAACUAACAGCAGCCAUUUUGGAUUUUGCUGGAUGAACUGCUUAUCUGACUUCAUUUGGCUUGUUUGUGUCUAUAUCGUACCUCUGGUACCACAACAGCAGUGUUCUUUCACCAUUUUGCUGAAGACAACCCAAGAAAAAAGCAACUGUGAAGUCUUGAGAAGACAUUUCAGUCACAUUCUGGUCAUCCUCUUGUGAUCUUUGUGCCUGUCUGUCAUCCAGCAUGGCGGCCAUGACAGCCAUAUUGAAGUAUAAGAAUCUAGCCCACUAUUCUGAGGCAGUCUGCACUAUGUCAGUGGUUUCCUUCAAGAAACUAGAAAAACUGUUUGCAGGCCAAUAUGUUAUCACACUAUUCAGAUGAUUUCUAACACAUUGAAUUUGUUAUCCUCAAUACUGGUUUUCAUGAAAAUGGAUAUUAAACUGCAGGAAUGGUCCCUCUUCUGGGAUCCCUGAUUUGUUCAUAUCACCUUCAAGCAAAUUUGGGCUCUUAAUUGUAAACUUAACAUGGUACUAGGGGAAAGGGUUACGGCCUAAUCCGUCAAAUUUUGAAUAGUCAGCAGUGCCGAUCUGUCCAAUCAUGCUUGAGUGGUUCUGUGCUAAUCGGUCGAAUUUCAGACCGUGUUAACACACUGGGAGAGCAUUUUACUACUUUGAAAUCAGAAAUUCGACAGAUCGGUAUGCGACCAGGGAAAGCUGGUGUGAAGAUUAUGUGCAGUGGAUCUGAAACAUCUUUUUUCCUCAGGCUACUCAUUCAGUAGGAGCAUUGUAAAAAGAGAGUUUAUACAUUUUUACAUAUGGAAGGCAUUGUGCUGGCACAAUAUUACCCAAUAGGAAUGAUCAUAGAAUAUGUUGGAGAAAACAAUUUGACUUUAUCCUUGUAAAUGAUAUUUGUAUUUUUAGUGUGUUUGUGGAUAUGAUUUUGAUUAGAUAUAUGAUAAAAUGAUAAUUAGCAGCAGUGUAUGAAAUGUAGAAUAUAUUCCCAUGUGAGGCAAAUGUUUCUCCUGACUGUCAGACUGAACCACACUGAAGGCACACUACAGUAAGUUGUGCCAACAGACAUGAAUGUUUCAGAGUUUCAAGUAUAUCCAGCGGAAGACAUCAACUGUUUGCAUGAUUUUUCUUAUUGCUAAUGGCAGACAUAUUUGGGUACCAAACUAUAGGUAUGAGAAGAAAAAACAUAAUCUAACAAUAGUUAAAGAUUCAAUGUACUUGAAAGUGGGUCCUCACAAUAAUAUGUAAGAACAGUAAUAGCGGGGCUGGGAAGUUUUGUUUUGAUAGUUAUAAUGAACAUGUUGAUAAUGACAGUAGGUAAUUGUUUUCUUAACAUUUUACUUAUUUUUAUUACAAGCAGGAAAAACACACAAAAAUACCCACUGCCUUUCAUUACAGGUAUAUUUUAUUUUCUAAUUCUGGCCUAAGAAGAAGCACAAGUAAAUUUUACAAGAACUACAAAAAGUAAUGGUAUUUUAGCUAAAACUCUUGCAGUAGCUGGAAAUGAAACAGGAGUCGUAGUUGUUCAGUCUGAUAGUUAUGGCAGAGUACUUGCUGUUGCUCCACAUUGGGACCUAAAUCCAUCUGUUGUUAUGACAACAGAGACCUUGUCCCAAGUUCCUUGUUUCUCUAGGGUCUCACUGUUGCCUCCUAUAUUGUUACGGGUGCCAAACAUGUAUCGUUACCAUGGUUACUGUUAAUUUUUAAUGGCACACUAUUAAAGUUGAAGUUUGUUGAUCAUGAAAGAUAGCAGACAAAUUAUUUACCGGUUGCAGUAUAUUUUCAGCCACAAGUGCAUUCUAAGUUGUGUUCUCUGCUGUGUCGCUCCUGGGGGAACUCAUACGAGCAAUGGUUUAUAUUUUGUAAAUGUUAAAAUAUGAAGAAACUUUGCAGGGACAACCCAGCACUGUAUUUGUGCAGUUGUGUUUUGAGAAUGAGUACCAAUCUACCAAAGAUUACCAAUAUUGGAAGAAAUAUUGUACCAUUGGAAUUGUUGAAUUUGACCGAAUUCAUGAUGAUGGUAAUAUGAUAGCAAGGGCUGAAACUAUAUAUAUGUUCAUUAUUGAUAUUGCUAGACUGUAUCACUGUCUGCACAGUAUAUUGUGGAAAGAAUUGGUGACAAGGUUGUUGUUAGCGAUGCAGAUUUAUACACUUUAAUGGUCACUAUGCUGAUCAACUGAUCCAGAGAAGUUUGAAGUUGUGUAUGCCGAUCUUAUUGGUCAUCUAAUUGUUCCUUUAAACUGUUUGGCUGAUCAAAGUGUGUCCUUGAAUGUGAUUGGCUGAUGUUUUGUUACCUUGGAAUUGAUUGGCUUGUUGAAUCAUCUGCUUCUAAAACUUUUUCCAAGUGUAUGGCUGCUAGACAUGUAUAUUAUAUAUAUUGUUCUUUUUUUGCUUUGCUACAAAUGGACAUGAUCAUUAUUGUCUGAAAGUUCUCAGUUGUGUUGGUCCAAAUAAUUUACAAGUGAUGUUUUAUAUGGUUGUUUGAUUUUAUCUGUGAACAUGAGGAGGAAAACUGUUGCCUGAGUUAAAUGUAGGCGAUUUGACAAGAAGGACUGUUUGUCCAUGCCAGCUGUAGUUGGAGCUUAGUGUGUACCAGGUGUGAUGUUAUCAUUUUGAUAAUUAAUGCAUAAAUAUCACCUCUAAACACACACAAUUUCACACAGUGUAUUUUACGUUUAGUCUGUGAAGAGGAUUGACAGGGAGUGAAUGGUAUAUUUAGCCACUGUAAGCAAGAUUCAAGCAGUAUCAUGGCAGUGACACCAGAAAUGAGCUUCACACAUGUUACCCAUAUCGGGAAUCAAACCCAGACUUGUAGUAUUACAGGCAAAUGUUCUAGUGCUGAGACAGCCUGGCUGCCCCAAGAAUAUAUCAGAUCAGAUCUCAUCUGUCAAUGUUUGUCUCCAUUACUGUCAAGUACAGUUUUAGAUCCUCCACUAACUGAAAUAAUCUGUAAAAUACAAAAAGAAAGAUUAUGUUAUUUAAAUCUGAAAUUGUAGAUGUCCGAGGUGGAUGUACAUCACAUCCUUCAUUGCCAAUCCGUACAGGGCAGAAAAUAGAAAUCAAAUGGAAUCAGGUUUCUUUUCUUUCUUUUUUCAUGAAAUUUGAAACCAAAGUUUCCUGAAAUAUUUAUGAAGUUUAUAUCAAAUAGGAAUUGGUCACAUUGUCUUCAACAAGGUACAUUUGUAAAAUAUGUAAUUGUAACAGUUUCUCAUGUAUUUGAGAAACCAAUUUCCAUCAGCCAUGGUUGAAUGAAGAGGCUACUUCAGGAAGAAAGACAGCGAUCUGAUGUAUGCUUGAACAUGGCCUUGUUACGACAGUGUCUGAAGGAUAGGUGCAGUGCCAGAUAAUGGUACUGCAGUCAUGUUUUACACAUGUAUAUUGUAUGUGACAUCAUGUUAGAAUGGUGAAAAUAGCUUGCUGGAAAUGAUGAUGUAGCAUAUGACUGUAAAAGAGCUUUACAAUUUCUCAGGUAAACUUCAGACUUGCGUCCAGAUAGUGCCAGUGUUUUGUUAUAUUUCCCAGCUGCUAAUCUCUCACCUCCGUCUCGGCAUGUAGACCUGUGUAGACACAGUUUUUCGAAUGAGACACAGAAACAUUCAUUUCAAAGACGGUUGAUAUCUGAAGCAAAAUCAGUUUUAGAUAUAUCUUUCAUAGUUUCAACAUGUCUACUGCCGCUGAGUUGAGGUGUCGUGAGAACCAAGGUUGCCAUUUUAGCGUCAGUGUGUUUCUGUAUAUCACGAAUGACUGAGUUUGGAAUCAGUUUUCCCUUCUUGAGUCAAGAACCACAACUAGUUGCAUUGCUCUCACAAAUUCAAAUAAUUGAUAAUGUGUCGUAAAUCCUUAAGUAUUCUUUUUAAAAGUAAAGUUUGAUCACACAACUAAAAUUAAUUUCUUCUGGGGAUUCAAGGCUGUGAGUUGAAGGUCAUGAAAUACACCUUCUUAUGGAUUAUUGCACAUGAACCAGAAAUGUCCUGUUGUAGUGGGAAGUACUGUCAUUAAGUCAGUGUAUCCGCUGACUUCAUUAUUUAUAGGACACUGUGACUGGUGACCUAAAAUUUUACCGGUCAUGAAUGAAAUUUGCCGGUCAUAUCCUAUUACCAUACUGUAAGUACUCAUUUUAAAGUUAUUUUUAGCCUGGGUAUUUCCGAAACAUAACAGUUUUUGUGACCAUAGCCCUUACCCAUGAUGUUUUUAUUUUAAUACAUGAUUAUUUACCGGACACGGUGUCCUGCUGGCUUUCAAUUUACCAGUCCCCAACAAAUUUUAUCGGCGAUUUUCAGGUAUAUACCGGAGAAGGGAAACACUGUUAAGUUCUCAAUCAGACUUACACUUCUUUCUCGACAUCCAUUUAAAAAUAAUGAUUUCUCUCAGAUUCUAUAAUUUAGGAGAUAUUUUCCUGUGUGAAAUAAACAGGUGUUUUACAAGCUAAUGUUUUAUUACUUUGCAAUAAGUUCAUAUUGAUUAAUGAUGAUUGUUGAUAGAUCUUGAUUUUACUGUUGUCAAUGAGUUAUAUUUUAUGUCAAAUUUUAUGAUGGAUAUGUUUUUUAUUUCUGUUGUGAAACAUGCAAUGCCGAUCAGUGGCAUGUUGUGAAUAUAGUCACAUAAGGAUUCUGUUUGUGUUUUAUGAUUGUGAAUUUCAAAAUAUAUUACAUCAUGUGCCCAUUCCCAAUCAAAGCAUAAUAUUGUUUCUAACAACAAUACAAUAAUAGAAAUCUUAUUUGAAAUUUACUUGGCUCACCAAUGUGAUUUUUCAGUGAUUCUCAGUGUCUGUGACAUUGAAAUUUGCAUAUUGUCGUGUUUACAAAUGUACAUAAUUGCAUAAUUAAACCAGACAGUAUAGAUACCAAGCUAGAUAAGAAUGCUGUAAAUUCUUUGUCAGUGUUUUAUAGCUUCAUUUUUUAGAUUCAUUUUUAACAAUAUUUUAUUUUAAUAUCAAGUUUCAGAAGUUUUUUCAAAUUCAAAACUCAUUUUGAUGAACAUAUACCUGUUUAUCGUCUCAGAAAAGAGACACACCUAUUGACUACUUCAGUUGACCAAAUUGCCCUGUCUGUCAUCUCAAGUUCUCUUUGAUUCCACUCACUACCACUACAUUUAUCCAGAGAACAUUGAACAAUGGUUGUCACAUGGUGUAUAUAUUUGGAAUGAAGGCGUCUAGCAGCCAUACAAGUCUGUGUACAUGUCAGCAUGAUUGGGCCGGCCUGAGAGCUGGUUGGCAAGCUGGGGGACAGUCCGAGGAAGUCAUUCCCUCAAUGUUCUCAUUACCAGAAAGUGAAUGUCAUGUAUACAUACAA
Molecule: messenger RNA, 10656 nt
Organism: Haliotis rubra (blacklip abalone)
Lineage: Eukaryota; Metazoa; Mollusca; Gastropoda; Lepetellida; Haliotidae
Biological process (GO): insulin receptor signaling pathway
Cellular component (GO): plasma membrane; cytosol
Molecular function (GO): insulin receptor binding; phosphatidylinositol 3-kinase binding
Source: RefSeq, a predicted model, not a curated record